Molecule: messenger RNA, 1201 nt
Organism: Adelges cooleyi (spruce gall adelgid)
Lineage: Eukaryota; Metazoa; Arthropoda; Insecta; Hemiptera; Adelgidae
Product: inositol oxygenase
Exons: 7
Coding region: 7-1008 (333 amino acids)
Biological process (GO): inositol catabolic process
Cellular component (GO): cytoplasm
Molecular function (GO): iron ion binding; inositol oxygenase activity
Source: RefSeq, a predicted model, not a curated record
AUUUAAAUGAAAACCAGAAAACGGUCCCAUUAUUUUACGGGUUUAAUAUAUUCAGUAAAUGAGAACAAACACAUAGUCGCCGCACACGUGAAUCGAUUAACAAUACAAUACACACUAAAAAUGUGCAGUUUGAUUAUUGGCAGCAAUCAGCUCAUAAACGUUUUAGAGGUUUCAGAGUUGAUGAGACCUGAGGAUAAGUUUGCAUCAAAACCCAUUGGCCGGUAUAGGGAUUACGGAGUGGAUCAAAAUGACCCAAUCAAGGAAAGGGUUAGAAUCACUUAUACCGAAAUGCACACUAACCAAACAGUAGAAUUCGUCACGAGGAAAAUGGCUGAGUGGUGUGCAUUUGACAAAUUCCAAGCAACCGCCAUGGACGCCCUUGAAUCCCUGAACAGUAUUAUAGACGAGAGCGACCCUGACGUGGAUAUCCCUAACAUAGUGCACGCAUUCCAAACGGCCGAGCGCAUUCGUCAAGUUCACCCUGAUCAAGACUGGUUCCACCUAGUAGGACUCAUACAUGACUUGGGCAAAGUGAUGGCUUUCAAAGGCGAACCUCAGUGGUGCGUGGUAGGCGACACUUUUCCGGUCGGAUGUGCUUGGGGUAAAUCCAUUGUUUACAGAGAUACAACUUUCGGCAAAAAUCCAGACACAUACAACCCGAACUAUAACACAAAAUUGGGAAUAUAUUCCAAAAACUGUGGAUUGGACAAUGUUUUGAUGUCUUGGGGCCACGACGAAUAUUUAUAUAGAGUGUUAGUACAUAAUAAGUCGAAAAUUCCCAAAACUGGCCUUAACAUGAUCAGAUUCCAUUCGUUCUACCCUUGGCACUCUGGAGGCGAUUACGAUUACUUAUGCACUGAAGAAGAUUUAGAAAUGAAAAAAUGGGUUUUGGAAUUCAAUAAAUUUGAUUUGUACACAAAAGGAGGAGAAAUGCCAGACAUUGAAAAGCUGAAACCAUAUUAUCAAUCGCUUAUUGACAAAUACAUUCCAGGAAUUAUCCAGUGGUAAGGGGCAACACUCGGCAGUAAAAAAAAAAAUGAAACACAGAGAAAAGAUUAUUAUAACAUUAUAUUAAUUAUAUAAAUAAUUUUUUUAUAUACAUAUUUCAAAUUUAUAAGUGUAUUUAUAUAACACAAAUAGUCUACAUAUAAGAUUAUUAUUUGUGAAUAUGUUUAGUAUUAAAAGUUAAAUGGUUUAAAAA